UUAGUGUUGUAAUAUACUAAGGUGAUAUUAAAGCAGUCCAUACGAAUAAUAACAUUUUUAAUGAUUUACCUGCCAUGACCAUAAGCAAAUAUUUGGGUUUAAGGUUCUACUUUCCUUCAAUCAAGCUACUUUACUUGGUUUUACUCAUCAUUUGUGAGUCCAUUAAACCCACUAAUGCCCCAGCUAAAAUAGAAGAGAAUGUGGUGGUAGCGAAGCCAGUCAACGAGCAGUACCCACACGCCUUGCUGUUCGGAGGCACCUGCGGCGGCACCAUCAUCAGCCCCACAUGGGUCCUCACAGCUGGACACUGCACGCUGUUCUCAGGCGGACGGUACGUACUGGCCGGUACCAACAACACUGACGACGGCAGCGGCGUCACGCGCCAUGUAAAGCGCCUCAUCAUCCACCCACUCUUUACCGUGGGACCCUACUGGCUCGACGCUACAGAAUUUAACAUAAAACAGGUGGCCGCCCGGUGGGACUUCCUGUUGGCAGAGUUAAGUGAGCCCCUGCCUCUGGACGGCAAGACUAUGGUUGCCGCUAAAUUGGAUGACCAACCAUCCCUCCCCGAGGGUCUCAACGUUGGGUACGCGGGCUACGGCACGGACCACUUUGGUGGCUACAUGCGUAGUGAUAUGCACAAAAUGGAAAUGGCGGUACAGCCUGAAGAAGUAUGCAAGUCAGCAUUACCUGAAUAUCGAUCGAAAGAUAUGGUGUGCGUGAAAGGACGCCCGCCGCGGUUUGAUUCUGCUUGCAGUGGCGACAGCGGCAGCGGUCUGGUUGACGAGACUGGUCGCCUGGUCGGUAUUGCAUCUUGGGUACAGAAUGAUGCUCGGUCAUGCUCCAACGGCGCCCUAGUCAUAUUUUCAAGGGUCUCCAGCGCACGCGAAUGGAUCAGACAAGUUACCAAUAUCUAAUGUUACUUUACCAAACAUUUUAUACGUACAUAGAAUUUGUUGUUUAUAGAAUUAGAUCAAUGUUAACAUGUUGACUAGUCAAGUAAUUCUUCCAAAGAAUUUGUUAGGUAGGUAACAUGUGAUAUCCGCAAAUAUUAAAUUUGUAUUUAAAUUACACGUAUUUAAUAUUACCAUGACAAAUUGUUAGGGUAGACUAUUUGUUACUUAGCAUUUUAUGGAAAAUAUAAUUAAGUACAAAGAUACAAUUGAUUAAGCUCCCUUGGUUGUGAUUAAACAGUUAUUUUGAAAGGAAAUUAUACUAUUUAGCAUAAUUGUUGGCAAUGUACCUAUUUUUUUCCAUAGUUUAAAUAAAAAACGUUUAUAUAAUAAUAAUAAUAGGUGAAU
Trichoplusia ni (cabbage looper) is the source of this 1301-nucleotide messenger RNA. Its product is annotated as scolexin B-like. Gene Ontology annotation, molecular function: serine-type endopeptidase activity. The record is from RefSeq and is a predicted model, not a curated record. Lineage: Eukaryota; Metazoa; Arthropoda; Insecta; Lepidoptera; Noctuidae. Gene Ontology annotation, biological process: proteolysis. The coding region runs from base 75 to 917 and encodes 280 amino acids. The transcript has 6 exons.